AUGGCGCUGUUCGCUCGCCGCGGGGUCGUGCGGCAGGCCCGUAAGGUCAAGACAGAGAGCAGCGACGAGGAGCAGCAAGAGCAGCAGCAGCAGCAGCAGCAGUAUCCGCGCGCAGCGACGUUGAAGGCUGCUGCUGCUGCUGCUGCAGGACUGCCCCCUCCGCCGGUAGUGGCAGCAGCAGCAGCAGUGGGGCCCGCAGUAGUAGCAGACAGCCUGCUGCACAGCGCAGCAGUGACCGCAGCAAAAUCGCAUGCAGCAGCAGCAGCUGCUGCUGCUGCAGUGCCCCCCGAGCUGCAGCUGCUUGACGAGUCCUUUCAGUGCGCGCUUAGAGAUCUGGAAGAUGAUGAGGCGCCGAAGCAGCAGCUGCUGCGGCAGCAGCAGCAGCACGUGGAGCAGCAGCAGCAGCAGCGGGGCCUGCAGCCCAAGAAGAAGCUGCUUGCAGCAGGGGCCUGCGCCGUCGGCAGCAGCAGAGUCUUCGCCCAGCAGCAGCAGCAGCAGCAGCUGCUGCAGCAGCAACAAGCAGCAGCAGCAGCAGCAACCAGGGCGCAGCGCCUGAGCUUCGGCUUUGCCGACGAAGACAACGUGCCCUCGCAGCAGCAGCAACGAGGAGCAGCAGCAGCAGUGCGGGAGUCUCUUGAGGAGCUGCUGCCCAGCAGCAAAUCUCCUCGGCAAAACAGAAGCAAGCACAGCAGCAGCAGCAGCAGCAGCAGCAGCAAAGACGCAGGCAGUCGGCGCAGCGGCAGCCGUGACUCGGACGUGCGGUCGCGGGCCAGCAGCAGCAGCAAAGACAGCAGCAGCAGCAGCAGCAGCAGCAGCAGGGGCUCUGGCGAUAAGCCAGUUCUUGUAGUAAACCCCACAGGCAGCGUUGGGAUUGUUUUGAAGGCAACUCACGCCAGCACUAGCAGCAGCAAAGGGAGCAGCAGCAGCAGCAAGCGCAGCAGCAGCAGCAAAGACAGCAGCAGCAGGCGCCACGAGUUCGCACCGCGAAACAGCAGCAGCAAAGACAGCAGCAGCAGCAGAGACAGCAGCAGCAGCAGCAGCAGCAGUCAUUCUGCGCAGAGAGGGUCUGACGCUGCUGCCAGGCCUGGCAGCGGGUCGCCUGCAACUGCAGCAGCAACGGGAGCAGCAGCAGCAGCUGCUGCUGCAGCGGGAGGCGGCGCAGCAGCAGCAGAGCCGCGAAUCUUCUCCUUGGCAGAACUGGAAGACAGAAGAUCAGCAGCAGCAGCAGCAGCAGACGAAGCUGGGGAGUUGCCGUUUGCUGCUCUGGCUCAAGUGGCCCGCAGGUCGCGGCAGCAAGCCCGAGCAGCAGACAUGAACAGCAGCAGCAGCAGCAGCAGCAAAGCAGCAGUGCCCUCUGUGUCCUGCUUCGGGGAGUACACCGAAGAAGACGAAGCUGCUGCAGCAGGAAGCAGCAGCACCAGCAGCAGAAGCUGGCUAGCCAGAGAAGCCAUGCUGCAGCUGCGGGGGGUCCCGCUGCUGCAGCAGCUUUCUGAAGAGUCUGAAGAGCAGGCAGCACUUGAGGCCUGGGAGCGAGAGCAGAUCAUGAAAGGGGCUGGAAGGAAGCAGCUGCUGUUGCAGCAAGAGAAGCUUGAAAGACGGCAGCGGCAGCAGCUGGAGGAGCAGCAGCAGCAGCAGCAGCAGCAGAUCCUGAGCUCGUUCAGCGGCAUCAUUGGACAGCAGGACGCCCUUGCUGCUGAUGCUGCUGCUACAGACGAAGGCGCAUGCAGCAGCAGCAGCAGCAGCCUCGUGCGGCCUGCAGCAGAGCCUAAGAGGGCGGCGGGAGCAGAGAGUGCAGCAAAUUGUUUUGCGCAACUGUGGGCCAGCAGCAGCAGCAGCAGCAGCGGCGUCGGCAGCAGCAACGCGGAGCAGCAGGCUGCAGCAGCAGUUGCGUGGAUUGAAGAGCAGGCAGAGCAGCAGGAAGACGAGCAGCAGCAGCAGCAGCAGCAGAAGCAGCAGAAGAUAAAGUGGAAAAAGGAAGCAGCAACAAAAGUGACCUCACUUGAGCUGAAGCAGCUAAAAACGGAGCGGCGGCUGCAGAAGCUGCAGGAGUUCCUGGUGUUUGUUGAGGACCUCAGCGGCUGCAUCCAUGAGAAGAAGCCCGCCGUGAAAAUGGCAGUGGAGGCUUUGCAGGAGCUCGAGAGUGGAGAAGCAGACAGGACGACCCAGCGCCGCUUGGGAGACUUGGGCCGUUUGCUGCCAGAGCGCAUUGAUGAAUUCGGCAGGAGUUUGGCUCUCCAGAAGCGGAGAAAGAGGUACGGGCCGAAGCUGCGGCAGCAGCAGCAGCAGCAGCCGCUGGGAGAAGUGCUGCGGCAGCUGCGGAAGGCCCCACACCCAGCGUCGCCUGAGGCCGUAGAGGCUUUCAGAGCAGCACGCGCAGCAGCAGCAGCAGCAGCAGCAGCAGGAACAGCAACAGCAGCCGCAGCAGCGGAGGAGCUCGAGCCUGCAGCACUGGGGCGCUGCGAGUGCUGGGGGGAAGUUUUGGGCUCUUGUGUCUUCACAAGCGACGAAGAAGGCCCCAGCGGCAGCAGCAGCAGCAGCAACGGCAGCAGCAGCAGCAGCAGCAGCAGCUCAAGAAGACACAAAACCAAAAGGCAGUUCCUGCAGGCUGUUGCUGAAAUAUUUGCUGACGUGAGGCCGGAGUACAGAGAGGUGCGUCGCAUAGUGGGGGAGUUUGCUGCAGCGUGCCGAAACUGCCCCGAAGAUAUGGUGGCGCUGCAGCAGCAACUGCCGCUGGCUGAGCAGCUGCAGCAAAGUGUAGAGACUGUUGCUUCUUGGGAGCUGCUGUGGUGGCUGCCGCUGGACACAACAUUGGCUCCGUCUACUGCUGCUGCUGCUGCUGCUGCGAUUGAGUGGGUCAAGCAGCAGCAGGUGCUGCAGCAGGAGCAGGAAGAGGGGCAGCAGCAGGAAGAGGCGGGCGACAGCAACAACAGCAGCGCAGCCGGCGACGCCGAAAAGCCUUCCACGGGAGAUGCUGGCGCAUCAGCUGCAAGCCGCUCUGCUGCUGCUGCUGCAGCAGCAGCAGCAGCAGAAGCAGCAGCAGCAGCAGGGGCCCUCGACAGCGGCACGGGGCCCCUCCGAGACGGCAGCGUCGUCAGCGGACGAAUUUUGCGGGGGGGAAGAGAAGUGGCAGAUUUUGAUUUCAUAAGAGACAUUUUUGCUUUUUGUCAAGAAAUGGAGACCCUCAGCAGCAGCAGCAGCAGCAGCAGCAGCGGCAGCAGCAGCGGCAGUGGCAGCAGCAGCGGCAGCAUCAGCGAGGUUGCAGCGGCUUUCGCGGACCUGCUGCUGCAGGUGGUGAAGGACGUUGUGCUGCCCAGGGCGCUGCACUCGCUGCAGCAAAUGGACUGCUGCAGCUUCACUUCUGCUGCUGCUGCUGCUGAGCUCCUGCAGGAAAUGCUGCUGUUCAGGGGCCCCCCAACAGAGGCAGCCAUUACGAAGCUGCUGCAGCUCUUUGUCUCUUCUUUCCUCAGCACUAUUGAGAGCCAGCUGCCUGUGCAGUGCGUGAAGCGUGCGCAGCAGCUGCAGCAGCAGCGACAGCAGCAGCAGCAGCAGCAGCCAGCGAAGGCAGAGGGAGAGCAGCAGCAGCAGGAGGCCGAUGCUGCUGCUGUUGAGGUGUACGUACACCGCGCGCUCAAGGCUGUUGGAGUUGCUUCCUUUUUUGAAGGCAUUCUCAGCGAGCAGCUUAUGCUGCACAUAGUCAUGCAUCACCUCUUCGAGCUGCGCGUCCAGCCCUUGCUGCCGCUGCUGCCGCGUCGGACAGGUUUGCUGGUGCUUCACGGGUUUGUGCGUUUGCUGCCUCUCAAGUGGCUGAUGGUGCUGCAGCAGCAUCAGGAGCAGCAGCAGCAACAGCCACAGCAGCAGCAGCAGCAGCAGCAGCAAAAGAAUGGACUAUCUCUGCUGCUCAGCAAGCAGAGAUGCUGCUGCUGCUGCAACGCAUCAGCAGCAGCAGCAGCCGCCAGCUGCUGCUGCUGCUGCUGCUGCUGCUGCUGCUGCUGCUGCUGCUGCUGCUGUUGCUGCUGCUGCAGGGCGGGCCAAGAGUCCUUUCGUUCGAUCACCCGCUCUUACUACAGAGGCGCAGCAGGGGCGCUGCUGGUCUACGACAUAUCCCGGCGAGACACCUUCGCACACUUGACCCGCUGGCUGGAAGAAGUUCGGCAAAACUCAAACCCUCAUAUGACAAUUAUUUUAGUUGGAAACAAAUGCGACUUGGAACGGAGAGAAGUCACCUUCCAGGAAGGCCAAGACUUCGCUCGCCAGCACAAUUUGAUUUUUCUGGAGACGUCUGCCAAGACUGCUCAAAACGUAGAGGAGGCCUUCAUUCUGACGGCGCGGAAGAUUUACGAAAAUGUUCUUGCUGGGGUUUAUGAUCUUUCCACUGACACCCACGGCAUCAAGUGCGGCCCAGUAGCAGCAACUCACACCACUCGAAUUGCCGCUGCAGCCGGUGUUGCUGCUGUUGCUGCUGCUGACAUGCGGCUGGUGUCUGCUGCUGCUGCUGCUGAUGUUACGUUUUCUGUACGUGCUGCUGUUGCUGCUGCUGCUGCGCCCACCAGACUCGGGCAGGCAGGAGCACCGGGCGGCUGGCUGCUGCACUUGAGGCCCUUUUGCAGCAGCAGCAGCAGAAGGAAAGGAAAAGCAGCAGCAGAAUCAACAGCAGCAGCAGAGCCAUCGGCAGCAGCAGCGGCUAUCCUUCUUAUAUUCUGGCGGAAAUACUGGAUUGGCAUGCUUCUUGCUUGA
This is a messenger RNA of Eimeria tenella, 4734 nucleotides long. RefSeq names its product rab2 gtpase, putative. Gene Ontology annotation, cellular component: Golgi apparatus. Bases 1 to 4734 code for a protein of 1577 amino acids. The record is from RefSeq and is a predicted model, not a curated record. NCBI's taxonomy places the organism in Eukaryota, Apicomplexa, Conoidasida, Eucoccidiorida, Eimeriidae. Gene Ontology annotation, molecular function: GTPase activity; GTP binding. The transcript has 15 exons.